AUGUCUUUGGAGCUCUCAUUCGCAGAGGACUAUGCUUUCGUUUUUCAGCAGCAAAUUCGAUCUUUCAGGGAAAAACUGGUUUUGGAAUCCAAGAUUCGAGCAAGACAGGAGGAUAGGAUCAGUGAAUUACCAAAUGCUGUUCUUUGUCACAUACUUUCCUUUGUUCCAACAACAAAACAUGUUGUGAGAACCAGUGUUUUAUCUACAAGGUGGAAGAACAUUUGGGCUUAUGUUCCGAAUUUGUACCUGGAUGAUGACGAGUUCUCCUCAUCUGCUGAUUUUAUAGCUUUUGUUGAUUGUGUACUUCUUGUUCGUGACUCAUCCGCCAUUCAAAGAUUCCAUCUUCAUUUCAAUAAUUGCCAUGCUGAGCAUUUUUCUCGAAUUGAUGGUUGGAUUAGUACUGCCGUCAGGUACAAUGUGGUGGAACUAGAUCUUUCUAUCGAUUUAGAAGAAGACGAUAUGUUUGAGUUGCCUAUAAGCCUUUUGACUUGCAAGACACUGAAGGUUUUGAGCCUGAGGUCGAUGUUUGCCAUCAAUAUGCCUACAUCAGUGUGUGUUACUGUUUUCCAAGCCUGGAAUGGAGAUCUGGGACACAGCUUAUUGGACUUCAACAUCUCUGCGCCUGAGUUGAAGACAUUAAGGAUAGAUUUGUACAGUUCAGAUUAUAUGCAUGAUCUGUACAAUUUUUUUAUUGAUGCCCCGAAGCUGGAAAAACUUGAUCUCCAAGAGGGUUCUCUACCGAAUUUUAAUUUUAACAACACAAAAUCAUUAGUCGAAGCCAAUCUCUAUUUAUAUCCCAAUGAAGAUUAUGUAGAAGAGGACUCUGUUAAACGUGCAACUGAGUUUCUGGCACAAAUUUCAACUGAUUUCAUGGAGCAUUUAUCAGCUAUAGAUGGAUCUCUAGAAGUCAAUGGCUUUGAUUUCACCAUCUCUGAGCCUGAUUUGAAGAAAUUAAGCAUUUAA
This is a messenger RNA of Rosa chinensis, 963 nucleotides long. Its product is annotated as putative F-box/FBD/LRR-repeat protein At1g78760. Lineage: Eukaryota; Viridiplantae; Streptophyta; Magnoliopsida; Rosales; Rosaceae. Gene Ontology annotation, molecular function: protein binding. Bases 1 to 963 code for a protein of 320 amino acids. The record is from RefSeq and is a predicted model, not a curated record. The transcript has 4 exons.